Fusarium sp. VM40 is the source of this 954-nucleotide messenger RNA. Lineage: Eukaryota; Fungi; Ascomycota; Sordariomycetes; Hypocreales; Nectriaceae. The record is from the annotation of a GenBank genome assembly.
AUGGCACGUAUGGUUGAGGAAGAGGUUGAGUACGCUACGUCUCGGUUUAUAAACGCGGAUGAGCUCAACCGAAGAUGGGGUUCUUAUCUCAUGACUCAAGACAUCUUCCUUGGACCAAUCGAGUUACCACUCGACUUGGUAAUUCCCGCAUUGAAGCGACUGCCAAACCUCAAUACCAUUUGUUUGACGUGGACACAUUGUCCAUGGGAAGAUCACUUCGACAUAUCUGACGUCUUUGACCGAGAAAAGUCUCUGGAAAUGGCAAGCAAUGAGAUAUACGAUACACAGGAUGCUGUCCUGGAGGCGCUGCUCCAGCGCAAUACGCCUAUGAAGAGCUUGACUAUCGAGCCAUUCUUGCAUACGGAGCUGACUAUACCAUCUGGUCUGAAGGCCAAUGUCUCGACGGUUUUAGGGUCUGUGACUCAGCUACACUUGGAAGUCCAGUAUGAAAUCGGUUUAUUUGAACCAAAACGUCUUGACGACUGGAUAUCACUCAUGCCCAACAUACGAGACCUUCGUGUGCAUUCUUGCCCGGUGAAUAACCCGGCUCCAGAUAUCGACUUUUUCAUCACCAAGAGGCUCAAAAAUCUCGAGAAGCUCGACCUGUCCUGCCUCCAAUUCAACUUUGUCAACUUCUCCCGCUUGAUCACGAACCACGCCUCAACACUCAAAGAGGUCAGGCUAGAAUCUCUAUGGGGCUGGUGUGACCCCUUCAGCGCAGAAGAAAUCGACUGGGAUAUGAUGUUCCAGCUGAUGAAUAAGAAGUUGGAGGUCCUGGAAAAUGUGCGGAUCAAUGGCACUUUUAGUGACAACGUGGGCUGGCACCAACUAUUCUUUCACGGAGACCUGAUUUGGGCAGAGGCACUGGCCAGGAUAAUGGGAGAGAUUAGUGAGCCUCUUGAGACGUUUAUCUUGAAGGGAGGAGAGUAUCCCCGUCCACGAUGGAUCAUUUGA